Messenger RNA from Paramisgurnus dabryanus, 2037 nucleotides. NCBI's taxonomy places the organism in Eukaryota, Metazoa, Chordata, Actinopteri, Cypriniformes, Cobitidae. The record is from RefSeq and is a predicted model, not a curated record.
GCUCAUGCCUGUCAGCUUGUUGUUUGCGUCAUACGUCAGCGUGAGCUCUUUGGACACACACGUGAGAAACACGAGAAUGUUAAAGCCCAAAACAGCAGAUUUACUCUUUAUUUUAAACACAACGUGAGAAAACUUCAUUGCAGUGCUUUAAUUCGUUUGAAAUUAUCACCGCGGAGAAGAGCUGUCGAGAAAAGUGUGUGCUAAAAGACUUAAGGGAGUGUUUGUGAAUAAAGUGAAAGAAAUAACACGAGAUGGACAGAAGUGCUGAAGACUCACUGCAGCUUCAUGAGGAUGAGGAGAUCAUCGAGGUUAUUGAUUUAAAUGAUACGGAACCGACCGCAGAUGAUCUCGCGGAUGAACUGGAGGAUGUGGAUGUAGCUGAUAUGGCAAACGAUGAUGAUGAUGAUGAUGAUGAUGAUGAUGACAAUGGAUGGGAAACAGAAGAAGAGAUGGAGUCCGAGCAGGACGACAGUGAACUUACUUUCUCCAAACACACUGGUUCAGUCUUCUGUGUUGGUUUAGACCCGGUCAACAACAGUCUUGCUAUUACUGGUGGAGAAGAUGAUCGGGCUUACGUGUGGACUGUGUGCAAUGGAGACGUGUUGUUUGAAUGCACCGGUCAUAAAGAUUCAGUAACUUGUGCUGCGUUCAGUUGUGAUUCAAAACUUGUGGCAUCUGGUGACAUGAGUGGUCUCAUUAAAGUCUGGAGAGUGGAGAGUAAGGAAGAAAUUUGGUCUUUUGAAGUCGGAGACCUGGAAUGGUUUGAGUGGCACCCAUGCGCCCCGGUUCUGUUGGCUGGCACAGCUGACGGUAACACCUGGAUGUGGAAGAUACCGAGCGGAGAGUGCAAGACGUUUCAAGGGCCCAGCUGCCAGGCGACAAGUGGAAAGAUUCUACCUGAUGGUAAGAGAGCAAUUGUGGGAUAUGAGGACGGAAGUUUACGUCUUUGGGACUUAAAACGAGGCGAUGCUGUUUAUGCUAUCAAAGGUCAUGAGGGUCAUCGGGGGGCUCUGACAUCAAUGGCCUGCAGUAAAGAUGGAUCUCUGGUUCUGACGGGUUCAGUGGAUGGCCAUGCAAAACUCAUCAGCACAUCCACAGGAAAGGUUGUAUAUUCAUUUAACAAUGAAAACUAUGAAGCGAAAGACUCUGGUCAGGAACAGGAGUGUAACUCUGUGGAGUCUGUGGGCUUUUGUAAUGUUUUGCCUCUGAUUGCUGUUGGAUAUCUGGACGGCACUCUGGCCAUUUAUGAUUUGAACACACAGAGUCUAAGACAUCGGUGUAAACAUAACGUUGGGUUAGUUCACCUGCAGUGGGAAGAGGCGUCUGCAGUGGUUUCCACAGGUAACCUAGCUGGUGUUGUCACACUCUGGGACGCUCGAUCCGGAGCCAUGAUGUCAGAGUAUCACGGUCACUCCGCCGAGAUCCUUGACUUUGUUCUCAACAGAGAAGCGUCAGCCGUCGUGACUGCAGGAGGAGAUCACAAAGCCAAAGUCUUCUGUCUCCAGAGGCCGGAUCGCUAAGAAUGAUUAACUUUCUGAAAAGCUAUCAUUCACACCCUGUAUCUGUCCGUUUCUUUCUUUUACAGACAGAUACAAAAAACAAUCAGACUAUUUGUUCUCUUAACUGAUGCAUACACCUGGAAUUGAGUUUUAAAAUCAUCGUUUUGUCAUCUUGCCCAUACGUGAUGACAGAAACACCAUUUUAUAGUUUUGCUUCUACAGACUCAUCCAUUGACUGGGCAGAUUAAACGUUCUCUGUGUUAUUCAAAGUUUGCAGUUGUCUGUUCUUUGGUGUAGAUAAAAGAAAUUAAAGCUGGGUAAUCUGUGAGCAGUCACACUAAUAUACUGUCUGACUUUUCUUGAGUGUUUUAUUGUAAAUAGUGUCUUAUACACAUGGUUGGUUAAUAACUUUGAUUUAUGAAGUUAAUUGCUUGUUUUUUUUUUUCAUUUAAACACAAUGAGUGUUUCACUUUUACAGAGUUUUGUGAUUCUGAUCAGAUAAGCGGACUUUAUAUUCAGUAAACUCUUUAAUUGGUCA